AUGCCUGCGAGAAACAGGUACAAUCUUGUGGACGAUGUGGCGGACUCGAGGGUGCCUCUCCACAACGACGAGGCUUACCAGCAUGGCAUACAUUUCCAAGCCAAGUAUGUGGGGAGUCUUGAUGUCCCCAGGCCCAACAGCCGGAUGGAAAUCGUGGCAGCCAUGAGAAGGAUUAGGUAUGAGUUCAAGGCAAAGAACAUCAAGAAGAAGAAGGUCAGCAUUGUGGUGUCUGCAGAUGGGGUCAAGGUGAUGCUGAGGAAAAAACAGAAGAGGAAAGAGUGGACCUGGGAUGAGAGCAAGAUGCUGAUCAUGCAUGACCCAAUAUACAGGAUUUUUUACGUGUCCCAUGACUCUCAAGACUUAAAGAUCUUCAGUUACAUCGCUAGAGAUGGCUCCAGUAAUUCCUUUAGGUGUAACGUCUUCAAAUCGAAGAAGAAGACCCAGGCUAUGCGUAUUGUGCGGACAGUCGGUCAGGCCUUUGAGGUGUGUCACAAGAUCAGUUUGCAGCAUGCUGAGCAGGAUGCAGAUGGACAGGCAGAUGGAGAGAGCGACAGAUCCACAGAGGAGGCGCUCAGUAAUGGCCGUAAACUGCUAGGGGCGGAGCAAGGGGAGGAAGAGGAGGGCAGAGAAGAAGGGGGGGGAAGACGAGUAAGAGAAGCAGAACCCUCGGCCGGGGCGUCGCUAUGCGAGCAGGCAGUCAGUGAAGUCUUAAAGAGUCUGGCUGAACUCAACAUGGUCAAACCUGGACAGACUAUCAUAGAUGUUGAUCGGAGGUCAGUCUUCACAGUGACACCUCAGGGCGUUUCUCCCAGCAGCCCGUGCUCUCUGUCUCUCACGCCAUUGACAUCUCAACACUACCUCCAGCUCCUCCAGCACCAGCUACAGCAGCAACAGCAGCACACACAGGUGGCCGUUGCGCAGGUUCAGCUGCUGAAGGACCAGAUGGCAGCGGAGACUGCUGCCCGCAUGGAGGCUCAGGCCCGGGUGCACCAGCUGCUUUUACAGAACAGAGACUUGCUACAACACCUGGCUCUGCUCGUGCAGCAACUCAAAGAGCUGGAAGCCCAAUCCCCACAGCCAACUCAACCAGAUCCACCAUGGCAGGACCCCCGGGCUAAUGGACAUGCACAGAAUGGCCAAGAACCAGUAUGGAGAUCAGUCUCUGCAUCAACAAAGUCUCUGUCCCUGAAUCUGAAGAACCACUACAGCCAGAGCCUGGACCAGCCCAUCACCUCCACCCCCGCAUGGCCGCUCCAAAACACCCCUGCCCCCCCAGCCCAGGUGGACUAUUGCGAGUCCUAUCUCAACCUGCUGAACUUGGAGAAUGGGAUCACCCUGCCUGCUUCAGUAAACAGGGAGCUGGACCCCUUCAUCAGAACCAAUGGGAAAGCAGAGAAGAAGGAGGGGUCGGAAGUGAACGGCAAUGAGAUUGUCCCACUGUCACCAAGAAAUUCUGCAAACAUGGAUGGAAAGUGUAAACAGAUCAUCCCAAAGCUGGACCCUCCUCCGCCGUCCAUGAACCGCAAGCGAGCCAGCCGGACCAUGUCUCCCGGGUCAGAACCCGCCGCCGUCCCCGUGCUUGGAGAGGUCAGCGGCAACGACGUGGCUCCCAGCCACAGCAGCAGUCUGUCCUUCCCAGACAUCACCCCCUGCUCCCUCUCGUCUGCCGACUUCCACUCCCUCAGCAAUGGAGAGAGCGGCUCCUGCUCCGCCAGCGAAGACUCGGGGGUGCGCUCCGAGACCAAGUCCCUACUCUCGCCGCUGCGCGACGACGAUGACCUGUUUGGGGAUCGGGUGACGUUCUUGACAGCCUCGAGCGGCUGCGACAGUCCCCCAGAAUACGGGGGUGAAAUGGAUCCGUCCUCUUCGGCGACGUGUCCCGCUGCGCCCCCCGACAUCACCACGCAAUCGGAUAACUACGACCACUCGCUGUCCUUCUCCUCGCCUAUUAAUGAUACCUGCCUGCACAUCAGCUUCUCUGACGAUGAACUGCUGGACAGCAGCCAAGAAGACCCCGGCGUCCCCCAGCGGAGCUAG
Lampris incognitus (smalleye Pacific opah) is the source of this 2037-nucleotide messenger RNA. RefSeq names its product carboxyl-terminal PDZ ligand of neuronal nitric oxide synthase protein. The transcript has 11 exons. The record is from RefSeq and is a predicted model, not a curated record. NCBI's taxonomy places the organism in Eukaryota, Metazoa, Chordata, Actinopteri, Lampriformes, Lampridae. The coding region runs from base 1 to 2037 and encodes 678 amino acids. Gene Ontology annotation, molecular function: nitric-oxide synthase binding.